AAAGUCACAACAAAAGAGUGAAUCACCUCGAAGCGAGAGCACUAAUUUUGGAUUGAAGAUAAAAUACGCGAUAGCGAACAUUCCUCUGCAGUGUAGCCGUAGCCGUUUAUGUUUUGUGGAAAAUAAAUAUGCCGAGAGCUAGAAGUGUAUCGGGAAGAAAGAAACAUUGUUCGAUUGGACUAGCUAUUGUGCUAAUAGUUCUAGUGAAAACCUUCGACGAAUCUGUCGCAGCUGCGGUACUCAGUGAGGGCGAUGAAAAAAAAGGUUCUGUAACCAGAGACGAAAGUGAUUCGCUAGUGGACAUAGAUAACCUGCUACCAUAUCAGCAUUUACUAGCGAUUUCCUACCAGCAGCAGGACGGGAGGUGGAGCAGUUUGACCCGAUUUCAAUUGAAAAGUGACGAAGAGCUGCUGGUAAAGAUAGUGUCGCAUGAACAAGACUGCUGGAAGCAGAUCACACACUAUAACGAUGGAAGGGCUCGUAUCGUCGAUCGAAACGAUACGCAUUUGCUGGUGUCGGUAGAAUUUUUCGCUCAUCAGCAGAAUUGGCUGAACGUUGGAAUUGAUGAAGGAUCAUCGAUAGCUGGUGUGUGUAUUGCUGAUGCAAAGCAAAACAAUUUAUUUUAUUCGCCUCUGUCGUCUUUGAUAGUGGCUGAUGGGAAUGGUGCGGGUGGUAUGCGACAAGGUGGGUCCAGUGAUCGUCGUCUAGCGCGCAGUAUUGAUGGAAGGAAACGAGAAAAUCAACUCCCAAGCGGUGGAUCGUUUGGUAAAAAUUUGGUAAUAUUUGGCUUUCGUGUCGAGCAUGCAGAUAAGGAGCCGACAUUUGACGACGAUGCUGUUCCUUCUGUUUUAAGCCAUUCAACCGUCACAUUGCGCCUGUUUGGGCAAGGGUUAAGUGAAGAGACGGUGGUGGUUUUCACUCAGGAGCCCAAUGUUUUUGGCGGAUCUUGUUUGGUGCCAGUAACCAGAAUUUUUCAUGUAGUACCUGGAUCGGCCUUUGAUAAUACAGCGUUGAUUAAAGUUGAGUUUCCGUUGCCCAUCGAAGGAAAUUAUUUUUACAUUUGCGCUAAAUAUGACUCGAACACUAGAGACGACAGGCAGCAGUCAGCUCAAAUGGUUGAACCGUUCAUUCAUCAAGGUCAAGAUCCAUGGAUGCGUAUAACAAGUUAUGAACCUUAUCUGCCCUUGUGGGCCUCGCUUAUAAUCAUUGGAACUUGUCUAAUGUUUUCGGCUUUAUUCUCUGGAUUGAAUCUCGGUCUUAUGUCAUUGGAUCGUACCGAUCUGAAAAUUUUAUGCAACACUGGCACGGAAGAGGAAAAGCGCUAUGCAAGAGCUAUUCAACCAGUUCGCGAUCAUGGAAACUUCCUACUGUGUAGUAUUCUACUAGGUAAUGUCCUAGUAAAUUCCACAUUCACUAUAUUGCUGGACAGUUUAACUUCUGGGCUUGUCGCGGUCCUUUGUUCUACGAUUGCUAUCGUAAUUUUUGGCGAGAUAACACCGCAAGCAAUUUGCUCAAGACAUGGACUGGCCGUCGGAGCGAAAACUAUUCUUAUCACUAAGGCUGUGAUGGUGAUAACAGCGCCGUUAGCUUAUCCAACUUCGAAGGUGCUUGAUUAUAUCCUAGGUGAGGAAAUCGGCAACUUUUACAAUCGCGAGCGCCUAAAAGAGUUGGUCAAAGUGACCACCGAUAUCAACGACCUAGACAAAGACGAGGUCAACGUGAUUUCUGGAGUGCUUGAGCUGCGCAAGAAAACUGUUGAGGAUGUAAUGACACGUAUUGAGGAUGCUUUUAUGUUAUCGUUGGAUGCAGUGCUAGAUUUUGAAACCAUCACCGAAAUUAUGAAAUCAGGUUUCUCUCGUAUUCCAGUCUACGAAGGCGAACGCAAGAAUAUUGUAACGCUGCUUUACAUAAAAGAUCUCGCUUUUGUCGACCCGGACGAUAAUACACAACUUAAGACGCUGUGUGAGUUCUAUCAGAAUCCGUGCCAUUUCGUAUUCGAAGAUGUAACUCUUGAUGUGAUGUUUAAACAGUUUAAGGAGGGACACAAAGGUCACAUGGCCUUUGUACAUCAGGUCAACAACGAAGGCGAAGGGGAUCCAUUUUACGAAACUAUCGGUUUGGUAACGCUAGAGGAUGUCAUCGAGGAAUUGAUCCAGGCGGAAAUCAUGGACGAAACCGAUGUAUUCACCGACAACCGUCGAAAGGUGCGUCGUGAUCGAGCCAAAUGUCAAGAUUUCGCCGUAUUUUCUCAGGGGCGUGAUGGGACUUCGCAACGACUGCGCAUUUCACCGCAGUUAACACUGGCAACAUUCCAAUAUCUUAGUACUUCUGUAGAUGCGUUUAAAGCCGAUAUGGUAUCGGAAACUAUUCUCCGUCGAUUACUUAAUCAGGAUAUUGUUCAUCAUGUUAAGCAAAAGGGUAAAGACAAGAAUGACCCCAGCAUGUUUAUUAUAACUCGUGGCAAACCAGCGGACUUUUUCGUACUUAUUCUUGAAGGACGUGUAGAAGUAACGGUGGGCAGAGAAAAUUUGGUCUUCGAAAGCGGCCCUUUUACUUAUUUUGGUACACAGGCUUUGACGCAAAACGUAGGCGUUGAUGUGCCGGUGGAUUCAUCGCAGCAGAUUAUGGGAUCACUACAAUCAUUGAAUAUGGACGCUAUGCUGCGUCACAUUUUCCUGCCCGAUUAUACAGUCAAAGCCGUGACUGAGGUGGUAUACAUUCAGAUCAAGCGCAACUUGUACUUAGCUGCUAAGCGGGCCACGCUGAUGGAACGUUCGCAACGCUUAGGGGAUCACUCGUUGGAGCCGAUCGACGACGAGGUGGAAAAGUUGCUGCAUUCGUUGGAUGAGGAUGAUCGCAGCGUCGGAGCGGAUACUGCGAAUCUGCAAACACCGAAGGCCAGCAAACCAACGAGCAACGCGCCGUCGCCAACAUUCAUGACCUCCGAUCGGCCUAUUCCAGACCAAAACAAUGGACCAGUAUCAAAUGCUGCGCAAAUGGGGCUCGGUGCUCUGAACAUGCGCAGCAACAGCUUAGCUGUUACCUCUCAGCGUACGUUUGAUGAAGCGGAAAAACCGCUGCUAACCCGUUCUAAAUCAUAAUCGCUAAUCCUGCUGUUUUUUUGCAACAUAAGUUUAAAAGUAAUGUUUGUAGUCCUGGUUGUAGUCAAAGAAAAUACUAUUAUUACUAGCAAAGAAAACAAAUCAAAUCAAAGCUAUCAUGUAAGUGGCAUGUACUUCCUAACGUUUUAUUUUUCUUUCAAAAAAGAAUACACUGAAAUGAUACUAGUAAGUAAGCGAAAUUUUUCUCCCUUCUUCCUAUUGGACGCCUUCCGAUCCGCCCACGUUAAGGUGCGGAAAUAGUGUUCGGGUCGUUGACGAACUCGAAGAUCACUCGAGUAAAUUGAUAUCACUUUCUACCAUCGAGAUUUUAGUUAAAUGUAUUAUCACCACUAGGUUAGUACACAAAUUAAGUUCCUUUAGAGAGAAAAUAAAAACUGUUGCAUUAUGAACAAACCAGAAUUUGUAGUUGAUAACAAAACGAUAUAAAAUUAGUUACGAUGUGUGUCCACACAAAAACUCCUGCAUUUCACAACCACAAAACCAAAAUGAAACUG
This is a messenger RNA of Sabethes cyaneus, 3616 nucleotides long. RefSeq names its product unextended protein (gene uex). NCBI's taxonomy places the organism in Eukaryota, Metazoa, Arthropoda, Insecta, Diptera, Culicidae. Bases 129 to 3101 code for a protein of 990 amino acids. The transcript has a single exon. Gene Ontology annotation, biological process: magnesium ion homeostasis; transport. Gene Ontology annotation, cellular component: plasma membrane. Gene Ontology annotation, molecular function: transmembrane transporter activity. The record is from RefSeq and is a predicted model, not a curated record.